UUGGACCUUGUAACGGGAGGGGAGCUUGGAUGCGUGUCCAGGAGGAGUGACACGUGUGGAUUAGGGUACAUCCAGGGGCAAUUCCACUUUUAAUUCGUUUUAAGUUCAUAAAGGUUUAAUUGGUCAAGAAUUGUUUUCCCUCCACAAAACCGCAAACAUGGGACGAGGAGAAGGACGGGAACAGUAUGAACUGGCAGCGACCUCCGAGCAGGGGGGCAAGAAGAAGAAUGCCAAGGCAUUGAAGAAGGAACGGGACAUGGAUGAGCUGAAGAAGGAAGUCGAUCUGGAUGACCAUAAACUGACCCUGGAUGAACUCAACCGCAAAUAUGGCACUGACCUGAGCAGGGGGUUAUCCAGUGCUAAAGCUGCAGAGAACCUUGCCCGUGAUGGCCCCAAUUCCCUGACCCCUCCUCCCACUACUCCGGAGUGGGUGAAGUUCUGCAAGCAGAUGUUUGGCGGGUUCUCCAUGCUGCUGUGGACUGGCGCUCUCCUCUGCUUCCUGGCCUACGGAAUCCAGGCAGCGAUGGAGGAUGAGCCGGCUAAUGAUAACUUGUACCUGGGUGUCGUGCUCUCGGCUGUCGUCAUUGUCACCGGUUGUUUCUCCUACUACCAAGAGGCCAAAAGUUCAAAGAUCAUGGACUCAUUCAAGAACCUGGUCCCGCAGCAAGCCCUAGUUGUACGUGAUGGCGAGAAGAAGAACAUCAACGCUCAAGAAGUGGUGGUUGGAGAUCUUGUUGAGGUGAAAGGAGGAGACCGGAUCCCAGCUGACUUGCGUAUCAUCUCCGCCAGCGGCUGCAAGGUGGACAACUCCUCCCUCACUGGUGAAUCCGAGCCCCAGACUCGUACUCCGGACUUCUCCAAUGACAACCCCCUGGAGACCAGGAACAUUGCCUUCUUCUCAACCAACUGUGUUGAAGGAACUGCCAGAGGUAUCGUCAUCAACACUGGUGACCGCACUGUCAUGGGUCGUAUUGCUACCCUUGCCUCGGGCCUGGAGGUCGGACGGACCCCCAUCUCCAUUGAGAUUGAGCACUUCAUCCACAUCAUCACCGGUGUGGCUGUCUUCCUGGGCAUGUCUUUCUUUGUUCUCUCCCUGAUCCUGGGAUACUCUUGGCUGGAGGCUGUGAUCUUCCUCAUUGGCAUCAUUGUUGCCAAUGUGCCUGAGGGUCUCCUGGCCACUGUAACAGUCUGUCUGACUCUGACGGCCAAGCGGAUGGCCAAGAAGAACUGCCUGGUGAAGAAUCUUGAAGCUGUGGAGACCCUGGGCUCCACCUCCACCAUCUGCUCUGACAAGACCGGAACCCUGACCCAGAACAGAAUGACCGUGGCUCACAUGUGGUUCGACAACCAGAUCCAUGAGGCCGACACCACAGAGAACCAGAGUGGUACCUCCUUCGACAGGAGUUCUUCCACCUGGGCUGCCCUGGCAAGAGUCGCUGGCCUGUGUAACCGUGCCGUUUUCCUGGCAGAACAGAGCAAUGUUCCUAUCCUCAAGAGGGAUGUGGCUGGUGAUGCCUCAGAGUCUGCCCUGCUGAAGUGUAUUGAACUCUGCUGUGGGUCUGUGCAAGGAAUGAGGGACCAGUACAACAAGGUCACCGAGAUCCCCUUCAACUCCACCAACAAAUACCAGCUCUCUGUUCACCAAAACAAAAAUGAGGGAGAGUCGAAACACCUGCUGGUGAUGAAGGGCGCCCCUGAGAGAAUCCUGGACCGCUGCUCCACCAUCCUGAUCCAGGGAAAAGAACAGCCCCUGGAUGAUGAGAUGAAAGACGCCUUCCAGAACGCCUACAUGGAACUGGGUGGUCUGGGAGAGAGAGUGCUGGGUUUCUGUCAUUUCCAUCUCCCUGAUGACCAGUUUGCUGAGGGCUUUCAGUUUGAUUGUGAAGAGGUGAACUUCCCCACUGAGAACCUGUGCUUCGUUGGCCUAAUGUCCAUGAUUGACCCACCUCGGGCAGCUGUGCCUGACGCUGUUGGCAAGUGCAGGAGUGCUGGAAUCAAGGUUAUCAUGGUCACUGGUGAUCAUCCCAUCACUGCCAAGGCCAUUGCAAAGGGUGUGGGCAUCAUCUCUGAGGGCAACGAGACUGUGGAGGACAUCGCUGCUCGUCUGAACAUUCCAGUCAAUGAAGUUAACCCCAGGGAUGCCAAGGCCUGUGUGGUCCAUGGUGGUGACCUCAAGGACCUGACAGCUGAACAGUUGGACGACAUCCUGAAAUAUCACACCGAGAUCGUAUUUGCCAGAACCUCUCCUCAGCAGAAACUGAUUAUUGUGGAAGGCUGCCAGCGCCAGGGGGCCAUCGUGGCUGUGACCGGUGACGGAGUGAAUGAUUCUCCUGCCCUAAAGAAGGCUGACAUUGGCGUUGCUAUGGGAAUCUCUGGAUCGGACGUCUCCAAGCAGGCAGCUGACAUGAUCCUCCUGGACGACAACUUUGCAUCAAUCGUUACUGGUGUUGAAGAAGGCCGUCUGAUCUUUGACAACUUGAAGAAGUCCAUCGCCUACACCCUGACCAGUAACAUUCCAGAAAUCACACCAUUCCUCCUCUUCAUCAUAGCCAACAUUCCACUGCCCCUAGGAACUGUUACCAUCCUCUGCAUCGACCUGGGAACUGACAUGGUCCCUGCUAUCUCCUUGGCCUAUGAAGCUGCUGAAAGCGACAUAAUGAAAAGACAGCCCAGAAACUCCAAAACAGACAAACUGGUCAAUGAAAGACUUAUCAGCAUAGCCUACGGUCAAAUUGGUAUGAUCCAGGCUUUGGCAGGGUUCUUCACCUACUUUGUGAUCCUUGCUGAGAACGGGUUCUUACCCUCCAAACUGCUAGGUAUCCGUGUGGAGUGGGACAACAAAUUUUGCAACGACCUAGAGGACAGCUAUGGCCAGCAAUGGACUUAUGAACAGAGAAAGAUUGUGGAGUUCACCUGCCACACAGCAUUCUUUGCCAGUAUAGUAGUUGUACAGUGGGCUGAUUUGAUCAUCUGUAAGACCAGGAGAAACUCAGUCUUCCAACAGGGAAUGAGGAACAAGAUUCUCAUCUUCGGCCUGUUUGAGGAGACAGCCCUGGCUGCCUUCCUGUCUUACUGCCCUGGAAUGGGCAUCGCCCUCAGAAUGUACCCGCUCAAACCCAACUGGUGGUUCUGCGCCUUCCCAUACUCUCUCCUCAUCUUUGUUUAUGAUGAAAUCCGAAAGCUGAUCAUCCGACGCAGCCCAGGAGGUUGGGUGGAGAGGGAGACCUACUACUAGAAAGCAUCCAGUUUGCAUCGCUCAAGUUUUUUUGCAUGGUUGUCUUGCUGCUCGGAAUUUUAACUUCUGUAAUAUGUGGAUGUGUUUUUAUAUAGGGAAUGCUUGAUACUAAAACACUGAGAUCGUGAUGAUGAACCAAGACAUUGACAUUGCGUGCCUUGUUUCUGGAACAAGACCAAUUUUAUACAUGUUUUUAACAGUAAUAUAAAUAAACUUUCAGUCAGGUCCCA
Messenger RNA from Esox lucius (northern pike), 3465 nucleotides. It is a transcript of the gene atp1a1a.1, whose product is annotated as ATPase Na+/K+ transporting subunit alpha 1a, tandem duplicate 1. Gene Ontology annotation, cellular component: membrane. NCBI's taxonomy places the organism in Eukaryota, Metazoa, Chordata, Actinopteri, Esociformes, Esocidae. Gene Ontology annotation, biological process: sodium ion export across plasma membrane; proton transmembrane transport; intracellular potassium ion homeostasis. Gene Ontology annotation, molecular function: ATP hydrolysis activity; P-type sodium:potassium-exchanging transporter activity; ATP binding. The coding region runs from base 158 to 3235 and encodes 1025 amino acids. The transcript is spliced from 22 exons. The record is from RefSeq and is a predicted model, not a curated record.